Racocetra fulgida is the source of this 214-nucleotide messenger RNA. NCBI's taxonomy places the organism in Eukaryota, Fungi, Glomeromycota, Glomeromycetes, Diversisporales, Gigasporaceae. The record is from the annotation of a GenBank genome assembly.
UGAACUUUCAGGUACUAAACUUUCAGGCACUGAAUCUUCAGAUAGUGAAUCUUCAAGUCAAUCUUCUAGUGAAGAAAAUAAUUGGGUAGACGAACUAUUUGAACCCAAGUUAAACAUGUAUACUUUAAUGCUUGAUGCUGCAUAUAAACCUGAUGCAUUUAAAAAAACUUUCCGAAAUGGAUUUUAUAUUGGAAAUGCAAAAUCAUCUAUGUGA